Daldinia loculata is the source of this 1651-nucleotide messenger RNA. RefSeq lists its product as uncharacterized. NCBI's taxonomy places the organism in Eukaryota, Fungi, Ascomycota, Sordariomycetes, Xylariales, Hypoxylaceae. The coding region runs from base 378 to 1349 and encodes 323 amino acids. The transcript has 2 exons. The record is from RefSeq and is a predicted model, not a curated record.
ACAGCCUAGUGUAUUAAGGUUAGAAGAGGAGGAGAGAGAAGCUACGAUCUUGAAAUAUACAAAAGCGAAAUCUUAUACAUGGAAUAAUCAAGUCCCUGCCGUUUAAAUAAUAAAGAGUAGCCCAUAAUAAUACAUCUUUAGUAUACUUCAGUAUGUCGUACAAUAUCUCAAAUAAGCCCCCUCCCUUAAUAGCAGUAUCGACCCCGCCAAUCAUAUAGACAUAAACCGAGGCUUCCUAGAAAGUUGCAUGUAUCUUGUUGUAUUUUCAAACGAAGCUUCCUUUUAUUCCUUGUAGUUCGUAUUUUGCUGUAUAUUUCACCUACAUUUUGGCACUUGGGUAUCUAUACACAUAUCUACCUACGCUGGCAUACAAAGCUAUGGCAUUAUCAGAGACAUACCAGACCAUCCAAAGCUGGAUCACUCGACAGCUGGAGUACGAGGCUACACACGGCUCUCCCGCGCCGUUGACAGACACCCAACGGAAGCUACUUGAGAAGCUUCAAGUUGCGUUACCUCCUACUACACCACCUCAACCCGAACCGGAGCUUGGCGAUGCUAAUUGGGUCGGUCUCCUAUUAGAAUACAGAGCUGCCCGUCAACGAGUAUCCACUAAAUUUCCCGGAGGUGACUUUGUCGAGAAACCGGGCCCAACUGUAUAUGGGGUUCAGAAGUGGCAUUGUGAAGUGCGCAUCGAUGAGCAUUCGGAGCCGUUUCCCGGAUCUGAUGGUGGCUUGUUCCCAGACGGAACGCUGCCGUCUUUCGCACGCAAGAAAGACGCCAAAAAGUAUGCAGCAAAAUGUGCUGUUGAGUGGCUCGGCGUAAAUGGAUAUAUGUCUCGACUUGACGUCAACGGCGUAAAAUCCCCUCCAGUCCAAAAACCAGCUACACCACAACCUUCGCCAGCUAGGAAGAAGCAGAAAGUUGUGCCAUCUUCACCUGAGAACCACGAGGUUUCUAUUCCUAGCCCUCAGCCAAACAAAGAUCAGGAGAGCUUUUUACCUAAGGGAAUUGCCUCCACUUUCAACGGUGACGAGGUCUCGGCUGUUUUCGAAGCCGAGCGGCUUUGCACCCGACUCGGGUACCCUGGCUUUCCUCAGUAUAAAACCACAGAGGGCAAGAUGGCAGGUUUCUAUAGCGGUCUUCCAGAGCUAGGGACUCUAGCUUCGAAAUUACCCCCAGGCAUCGGCCACGUAAAGGAUAUCUACGGCAAAAAAGCAGUUAGGGAGAAGAUCGCGGAAGAGUUGCUUGAGCCUCUACGCGGGCUAGCUGCAAAAUCUGGGAAGGCAGAUGGGCGAUCGAAAACAGGUUCGUUGCCAGUUAGAGAGACAGAACCGCAGGUUCCGGCCUAGUUAGGUGCGAAUCUGGCGAGCUUGGUUGCUGAUGUAGCUGCAUAGCGUGUCCGGCGUCAGGACUAGAGUGUUGAAGAACAUACAUCUCAUAGAGGAAUCACGCAGGUAACCAUAAAUCAAUUCAGCUUCUUCCAGUGACAUAUCAGAGCAGAGCUAUGGGUUGUGUGUUACAGCCCUUAAAUCAAGACGAUUCGGCAUAAUUGGCUAAGUUAGUUCAGACUCUACUUUGGUAACAAACAAAAGAGGCACUACCCCGUCAUGAGCCUCUGCGAUGCCAAAACUUCUGACUUGCACAACCUUAC